AUGCCACUCGAACGGCCAUGCCGACGACGAGAGCAACGCUGCACGGAAUUAGCUCGGUCAUGGCCCUGAAAGUGUCUUCGGAACAACGCUGUCCUCGAAACGGCGGGUGGCCUGUUGGUUCUCAAAUUUCGUUCAUGCAAUCCGGAAUGGCACGCGGUGCGGAACGGAAAUGGACCUCGAAGCCCCCAAGUAAAUUAACAGAUUUGCCGGGUGGUCACCAACCUGCACGUGCCCUCGGAACGAUGCUGGACGAAAUAGGCUCGACCUUGAUGGCCCUGCAUGUUCCCUUAAACGUCGAUGUGUGGAUCAGGCUCGGUGGACGGUCACCGCCUUGCAAGUGACCUGGAACGAACCUGCACAAAUACGCCAGGUCAAGUUCAAGCGAAUCCGGUCCACGAUCCUGGCCUUUUCUCGUUCAAAAUAUGGUGAUUUAUUUGUAAUAUUUGCUUCCUUCGGAUCACUAAUUGUUUAUUUUUCCUCAUUAAAUAGGGUCAUACAAUCCGGAACUGCCAGGGACCAGGGACGGCUAUGGCUUAAGAAUAGAUUCGCCGGACAAUCACCAACUGCAAGUGCCCUCGGAACGACGAUGCACAGAACAGGAUCGAUAGAGGAUCAUGGCUUUGCAAGUUCCCUCGGAACGUCGCUGGAUGGAUCAGGCUCGGCGACGGUCGCCGUCCUGUGGGCAACUAGGUGGAACCGCUGCAAUCUACCGUACUGGAUGUGACCGGUGAAAACGAACCCGGGCAAUAAGUCGCCGGAAGAUUGAAAGUGAACGGAAAAGCUCCACCAAAUUGGACCAGCUCCCGCUCUUCCUUGCUCCGGACUAUCAAAAGCAGCAAAACAAGUGAAAAAAGAUUGAUUCUACGCAGAAUUUAAUAUAAACGAUAUAAUUUGAUUAAUAAAGUGCAAACACGCAAAAUAAUCGGAUCAAAAAAUAGAAAUUCUUUCAAUCAAAACAAACCCCUGAUGACAGAUGACGGAAAAAGAAGAAGAAGAACCUUUAAAAAGAGCUUGAUGCGCGUCCGAUUUUUCACCUUUACGUCGCUCUUACAUCGCCCCCGCACGUAGGCCUCUUGCGAUGUUCGAACAACCUUGACAGGUUGACGUUUCGGGUGCAAAAUACCUUGAUUCGGGUCUGAUGCAUGUCUCAAAAUCAGACCCGCGUCGGCCCCGGUAGGUCUGAUCGUCGCUCUUACGAUCAGACCCGAUCGGCCCCGUAU
This is a messenger RNA of Culex pipiens pallens (northern house mosquito), 1220 nucleotides long. RefSeq lists its product as uncharacterized. The record is from RefSeq and is a predicted model, not a curated record. Bases 18 to 341 code for a protein of 107 amino acids. The transcript is spliced from 2 exons. Lineage: Eukaryota; Metazoa; Arthropoda; Insecta; Diptera; Culicidae.